Messenger RNA from Seminavis robusta, 2124 nucleotides. The record is from the annotation of a GenBank genome assembly. NCBI's taxonomy places the organism in Eukaryota, Bacillariophyta, Bacillariophyceae, Naviculales, Naviculaceae.
AUCAGCUUAUUGCCCUCACCUCCCAGGAUGCCGACAGCGGAAAGCAUUCUGCGCUUUUUCAACUCCGUCUGAUGGCGAAGACACCACCGCUGCGUCUCCGAUGGGUCACAAAACUAUCUUUCUUUCCUCAAUUGCAGCUGCUACCACCAUACCUUUACAACUAAACUACCGCCAAGGUCCAAGAAGUUUGCCACAAAAAUCCUUUGCGCUACCCGACCGCCGACGACCAUCAAAAGCCAUCAAGUUAUCUCAAGCAAAAUGAUUUCUGCCGUUGCUUUUACUGCGCUGCUUGCGAGUUAUCAGGUCUCCGCAUUCCAGCCGCUGCCGUCCAAUAUCCAUGGGUUCAACAGGGCCGUGCAUGGCCUAGCACAACCAAGACCUUCAACUACAAGUUUGUUGGCAUUUGAUACCAAGCAAAAUGUAUCCGAGGUCAUCGGCAGCAGCAUUACUUCUUCAGGGAACACGGAGCCGCUGGAGAUGGCGUACUUGCAAGAAACUCUGGACCAGGAAAAGGAAAUGUUUGCCGCGUUUGACGUAUCUAGCAGCAGUACCGAGAUUGUGGUCGCCGCAGCGGAGCAAGAAACUGCUGAAGUUAGUCCAUUGGAAGGACUCUUUUGGAGAGGAUCAGUGGUUCUGCUUUGCGGUUUAUGGGCUUCCAACUUUCCCAUUGCCAAGAUGAUCAUGGCCGAACCAGGUGUGGAUUCGUCACUAUACGCAGUCACUCGAUUUGCCGUGGCUGCCUUGGCGUUGGCACCGGGAGCUAUUGCCUCUACUCGAAGAACCGGCAUGGACUGGGAAACGCUAAAAGGGGCUUUUAUUUGUGGAUCUUGGGUGGCUUUUGGGUAUCUGGGACAAACAUUGGGACUGCUCAGCACCACAGCUUCCCGGUCUUGUGUCAUUUGCUCCUUGCACUGUGUAUUUGUGGCUAUCAUUGCAGAGUGGAUGCGAGUCAACAAGGCCAAGGAGACCAUGAUGCAAUCGACUCAAUUUGACUUCAAGCGACUCAUUCCUGCCUCCAUUGCAGUGGCUGGAGUGGCAGUGGUAGAACUGCAGGGUGCCGCUGGAGGUCCCAAUGUCGGAGACUUGCUCUCGUUUGCGCAGCCCAUUGGAUUUGGCCUUGGAUACUUGAUGCUGGAAGAACUCAUGGCCAAACGACCAGACACUGCUUUGGCCGUAUCUGCCAUCAAACUCGCUGUUGUUGCAUUGGCAUCGUUUGUCAUGUUUGAACUCACGCCCAUCAUUCAAAACGGUGGACUCGACAACUGGUCCUUUGCUGUACCGGACUUUGGAGCCAUUCUGGCGUCCCCCACGGCCUUGGCGGGAGUGUUGUACACGGGCUUGGUAACCACUGCCCUUGCAUUGUGGAUUGAAUCCAAAGCCUUUGUGCGUGUCCCAGCUACAGAUGCAUCCUUGAUUUUGACUACCGAGCCACUCUUUGCCGCUGGCUUGGCCGCAGUCACUUUGGGCGAAACCUUUGGCUUGUCCGACUAUGCUGGGGCAUCUCUCAUCAUUGCAGCUUGUGUCAUGGCGACACUUAUGGACGAUGAAAGCCGCGACGAAGGGUGCCCACCAGAUGCCGAUGAGUGCGAAGCACCAAGAAGCACCUUUGGAGGUUAUUAAACGGAUCGUGUCACAGCAACGGAUCGUUUUCAUUUUGCCAUUCAAGGCUGUUUGUUUCCGACGCUUUCCAUCGCAUCGCGUUCGGAUGCUACUCUCACUAGAAUAUCACAACAAUUUUUUUUCUCACCAACCACACAUUCAUAAGAACCCAAGUCGUUUGCACACAAUCAACAAAACAUCAAAGCGAGAUCAAUAGAAUCCAUCCUUUGUGGAAAGGACUGCGGAGUCAGAGCAACCAUUGUUCGGUCGACGAGCUACAUACUUGACGAACUCUCUUUGAUCUCAAUCGGUUAUGCCUCCCCCCAAAAAUUUCAAUCAUAAGUCUCCUCUUGCGCACUAACACCAGACCAGCUAAUUUUGCAGCGAAGAUUCCGUCUUGGUUAGGUGUUUGGAAUGACUGGAUAGCUGCUUGCCUAAGGACUUCGACUCUCGCCAACGUAGAUAAUGCUUCGUGCGCUAGUUGAUGACAUAUUUAAAACCAGUAAUGCUACGCAAAGGCAAGCA